UGCCUGCUUCUCAGCGAUUACAGUCUCAACGGAACAAUCGCUGAUACAUUUAAAAAGGCUGCAGACCGAUACAAACCUGCGCUUCUAAAAUAAUUUUUUUUAAAAAUUCUGUUAAAACGUAGAUUAUCGUUAUAUGGUUAAUAAAAACAUUACAUGUAAAUAAAAUUUUGAUAGCUACCAUUGAUUAUUCCGAUUACAUAAAACAAAGGCACUAAACUAAAGCGUGCAGCUAAUAUCCUGAGCCGAGGUAUCGUCGAUAGGCUUUUCUGCAAGCAACCACGGACAGUUAACGUCAGCUAACACGUUACUGAACACAACGCCGGGAUGUAUAACCCACACCACCACCAACAGCAGCAACAACAGCAACAGUUUCACCAUCAUCUGCGGCAGCUUCAGCAACUGUUCCAGCACCAGCCCCCCCCUCCGCCUCCUCCACCACAACCCCAACCCCCUCCAUCGCACCAUGUUCCACAUCACCACCAAAGAGGACGGGCCAUGUCUGGACCAGGCCCUGCACCUCCGCCUCCCCGUAUGGUCAACCUGGCUGCCCAGGCCACCAUCAUCGCCCCCAACCCAAUGUUGCAAGGAGCUCUAAUGAUGCAGCAGAUGCAAGGUAGCAUGCGGGGCUUUACAGCGAGCGGGCAGCAGUUCACCCAGUUCUUUGCUGCGGGGGCCCGGUCCUCUCUCCUGGGGCCUGUACCCAUGGGCAUGUCCAUGAAGAACCCCCACAUGGGCUUCCCUGCCCGACACUACCACCCCCACACCCGCUACUACAACAACAACAACGACUAUGCUUCACGGUACCCGGAUAGAAAGAGGGAGCAGAGAGCCGUGGGGAGCACAGAUAACCAACCUGCAGCCAGCAGGACCCUGCCCAAUGACAAGACUCUCAAAGAUGGAGGAGUGGGAGGGCCAGAUGGACAGGCACGGCCCUCAGUGCAACCUGAGCCCAAGGAGCCAGCACUGAAGAAGCAGAGGACAGAGGGGUCAGAGGAGACUGUGGAGCAGCCUCCGGAGACAGAUGAGGUCCUAGGUGCAGCAGUGCAUCAAAGCCCACCAGAUGACAGCCAGCUUGAAGACUGUUACAUUCUGGAGGAGGACGGGAGCACGGCUGGUCCAGCGGCACUAGAGGAAAGCAGAGCAGCCAAGGUCCAGAGUGGAGUGUCGGCCAUGCCAGCUUCUGAGCAGCUGAGUGGUGAGAGCCAGGCAUGUACCCCAGGCCUAAAGGACAUGGCAGAGGGCAAGGCUACCUCGGGGGCAUUGGAAGGAGGGCAGGAAGAGGGCAAGGAGGAGGGUGAUGCUGCAAACAAGUUCUAUUGCUACAUCUGCACUAUCACCUGUCACAACCAGCAGGACUUCCAGAGUCACAUGAACAGCCUGGUCCACCAGCAGAGGAUGAUGGAGAUCCAACACAUGUCCAGUGCCUGUCUGGUCACCUUGAUGCCCCGCGUCCAGGAGUCACUGCAGGGAGGCCGCAGGGACAGCUCCUUCAGGGACGGAGAGAAGAGACCCGGCCUGCAGCGUUGGUGUGCCACCUGUCAAAUCCACUACACCAGUACAGUCAUGGACCACCGCAGGACCAGUGAGCACAAGCUGACCAGCCGCACCUCCAACCCCUCCUGUACCGUCUGCAAGAGGCACUUCAGGAGCCCAUGCCUGUUCCUGGAGCACAUGCAAUCCCAGGAGCACAAGCAGAGAGUCGACGAGCUUCGGGAGGAGGGAGGGCCAGCGGCCUUAGCUGAACUGGUUGCCAUGGACGAACAGGGCUGUUUCGUAGAUGACGGAGAAGAGGAGGGGGAGGAAGAGGACGGGGAAGAUGGUGAACAAAGCAGCUCCCAUGGAAAGGAGGGCUGGCCUACCCGGAUGGAGGUGGCUUUACUGGAGGACAUAGAUGAAGAUGAGGAAUAUGACCCUGACACGGUGUAUGGUUCUAGCUUUGUGGUUCCCGUGGCUGGGUUCCUCUGUAGAAUCUGCCAGCACUUCUACCAUUUUGAGUCCUCAGCCCGCCACUCGCACUGCAAGUCACUCAAACACUUUGAGAACCUCAAGAAGUACAGGGCCUUGCGUAGCCAGAAGGAUGGGACAUUGGAAACUACUCCUGUGGACGGAGAUGCAGAGUGUGACAGUAACCACAGCCUGCCUUCAGAAGUCCUCGGCAGCCCUGCCUUACUGCCGCCCACCACCACGCUGAGGCCCUCUCAGCCCCGCCCUCAACCCCAGGACAACACCCCCUCAGCCUCAUUUUCUUCCCAGCAGGACCUCGCCACUACCAGCACCCCUACCACCAGCAGCACGAGGGGGACCCUGGGCCAAGCCACUCCAGAGCAGCAGAGCCUAGCUGGGCCUGAGGACAAGGAGGAAGAGCCAACCCUAGACCUAGGACCAGUCACAGAAGAUGCAGAGGAGGAGCCAGUCACGGGAGAGACGAAAGAGGAGGCACCUGCCCAAGAGGAGAAGCUGGGCGACGGGAACGCAAAGGGGGGAUCCCAAAGAAGGUCCGGGAGGACAACACAGAGACGUUGAGAGAGUGGAAGAAAAAGAUGAUAUCCAGUACAAUCGCUACCCUAGGACAGGGUCGGUUAGUUUGGGACAGGAUCCCCCACCUCCUUUUCUGUAUAGCUCAAUAGACCAAGAAAAGAACACCCUGGCAACUCAAAACCAGUGGUCCUCCUGGCAUACCUAGGUGUUUCAUUUUUUUUAUAACACAGCUAGAUACAGAUGUAUUUCUAACAGGCAUUCAGCUAAACCUGACUGAAGAGGAGAACCAUAGGGAAACAACGUGUGGAUGUUUUGUGUUUCUAUCAUAAAGUGUUAAAAGGGUCAUGUGAAAACAAAGGUCAAGCUUAGUUCAACAACACGUUGUGUUCAAUCUAACUCCGUAACACAUUGUAGCCAAGUUUAGGAAGGGAGUUGUGUUGAUUUAGUCCAGGCAUUUCCCAUAAAGCUAACAAUGCUUUGUCAAGCUUUUAGUGAGACUUAGAAUGUAGCAUUUUAGCAGUUGACUUUUAUCUGAAGAACAAAAAAAUGUGAGGGAGGUGGGAACUAAACGUUUAAAAAGUAAACUGUACUUUUGUUUGAAUGUUGAGUAACGAUGAACCUUGAUUUGAUCCUAGCUUUGUUGAAGUGUUACUGUCCUUGACAUUUUUUUACACAAACUGAACUGUAAUGGAGAUUUUUUGGGAUGUGUUAGCAGGCGAGGGGAUAGGUAGAGGGGGGUUUCAAAGGGGAUAAGUCCUAACUGCUUUGUCUAUUUUGCUCAGAUACACCGUGAGCUACUGUUUUCCCAUCGUCACAGUACUACUAAAGCCAUUCUGACUUGUUUAGCUCUUUAACCCCGAGGUUGCUGAAACUCUGCCUAAAUCCCACUGGUGUUGUGCCUAAGUUGCACAAGAACCUCCAAAAGGCUGAGCUAUAAGCUCAUAUGGCUUUGUCAAGAUUGGGAGAAUUUUAGGUCAGUAGUGUUUCUGCAAUGUUAGCAGUACAUGCUUUUAGUGAGCCUUAGAAUGUAGCUUCUCUUACUGAAAGUCUCAUAAUGUUGUGAAAGUGCUGGAGUAGACAAAUCCUAAGACCAUAAAAAAUUCCUUUUAGAUGUGACUCCGAUAGGGAGAACAAGUUGGCUGAGAACAGAUCCGCGAUGGGUGGAUUUCCAAAGUCUGUCACCCCAUUAAUAUUUACCAUUUCAAAUGUCCAGCAAUGUUGCAUUAACAUAGUUUACACAUCACAACACAAACAUGACACUAAAAGAGUUGAGUAGUUUUGUGCUUGUUUUCCAACCUUUUAUAUUGCGUUGUUACUUCAUUCUUUUUUUCACACACAUCUUGUACACUUGACUAGUAGAGUUGUUUUCAUUGGAGUAGAAUUGUCUGUACAAGAAUUGCAUGGCAGUGUUGUCACCUUUCAACUGGGUAACCUAACAUCAAGGUUAUUAUCAACACCAAUGAAGUGGAAUGAUAGGGCUUUUGAGUUUUUCCUAACCAUGAGACGUGCCUGGGUGAAACUCAGGGCCCUAACUGGUCAGGAAAAACUCUUGGCCCCUGGCAUGGAGAAUGAAGUGUCUUUUCCCCAGUGAUAGUCAAUUAGUGUAGCAGACUAGCAGUUAAAGAAACUGACAACCAGCAGCUCUGAUUUUGAAGAGCACCAAUAGAAGGAAUGGUAUGAUUCACCAGCUUGUGAUCUCAAAUUAAAUGUUAUUUGUCACAUGCGCCUAAUACCACGGGUGUAGACUUUACAGUGAAACUCUUACUUACCAGCCCUUCCAAACAAUGCAGAGUUAAACAUAAAAAGAAUAGUCCACACGAGGAAUAAAAUACACAAGAAUGGAGAUCUAUUCAUGGUCCAUCACAAGACAUGGAUACAUUUGUCACUGAUCUACUGGUGAGGAGACUCCUCUUCCUGAAUAUAGGAUGUUUAAGUUGUAGAACUACACAAAACUAAGAAGUAAUGUAGCACUCCACAGAUAAGUCACCAAUCACAGCAAGUGGAAAUAGCCACUUUAUUUUCUUUCAAGGAACAUACCUUUCCCUUCCAGAUUAUACUUUAAGUGAAUGGCCAGUUUUAUUAAUUAACGUGCACAGAGGAAGAGCAGAUACAUAUUGGUUUUGAUGACGGUAAGCGCAGUUGUCUGCUAGAUUAUCUGGUUCCGGUCCCACUGAAAUAUUACAGGACCAGAGUGUGAUGAAAAUGGUCAUUUAAGAGAAAUUUCAAACAAAGCUGUAUGUUUCUUAAUGUAUUUUUAUUCAACAAAUAACAAACUCAGAUGAACAAAAUAGUUGUUUUCUAGCAGCUAGAAGUUUCUUGUAUUUUUUGGGGGAUGUUUGUUUUCUGUAUUGGGGUCAUUUUAAUUUAUAAAUAAAAUAUGACUAUUGCCUCA
This is a messenger RNA of Salmo salar (Atlantic salmon), 4870 nucleotides long. RefSeq names its product cdkn1a interacting zinc finger protein 1a (gene ciz1a). The record is from RefSeq and is a predicted model, not a curated record. Gene Ontology annotation, cellular component: nucleus. Gene Ontology annotation, molecular function: zinc ion binding; nucleic acid binding. NCBI's taxonomy places the organism in Eukaryota, Metazoa, Chordata, Actinopteri, Salmoniformes, Salmonidae.